Callithrix jacchus (white-tufted-ear marmoset) is the source of this 821-nucleotide messenger RNA. RefSeq names its product adenine phosphoribosyltransferase (gene APRT). The record is from RefSeq and is a predicted model, not a curated record. Gene Ontology annotation, molecular function: AMP binding; adenine binding; adenine phosphoribosyltransferase activity. NCBI's taxonomy places the organism in Eukaryota, Metazoa, Chordata, Mammalia, Primates, Cebidae. Gene Ontology annotation, cellular component: cytoplasm. Gene Ontology annotation, biological process: adenine salvage; AMP salvage.
UCCGCCCCUCGCGCAAGCCCCGCCCGGCCCAGCGCAGGCGCAGGCGCACUCCUUCCCGCGCUGGCGCGGAGCACGCGGGCAUGGCGGACCCCGAGCUUCAGCUGGUGGCGCGGCGGAUCCGCAGCUUCCCCGACUUCCCCACCCCGGGCGUGGUGUUCAGGGACAUCUCGCCUCUCCUGAAGGACCCCGCCUCCUUCCGCGCCGCCAUCGGCCUCCUGGCACGACACCUGAAGGCGACCCACGGGGGCCGCAUCGACUACAUCGCAGGCCUAGACUCCCGAGGCUUCCUGUUUGGCCCCUCCCUGGCCCAGGAGCUUGGCCUGGGCUGUGUGCUCAUCCGAAAGCGAGGGAAGCUGCCUGGCCCCACUGUGUGGGCCUCCUAUACGCUGGAAUACGGACAGGCUGAGCUGGAAAUCCAGAAAGACGCCCUGGAGCCAGGACAGAGGGUGGUCGUGGUGGAUGACCUUCUGGCCACUGGCGGAACCAUGCACGCUGCCUGUGAGCUGCUGGGCCGCCUGCAGGCCGAGGUCCUGGAGUGUGUGAGCCUGGUGGAGCUGACCUCACUCAAAGGCAGGGAGAAGCUGGCACCUGUCCCCUUCUUCUCCCUCCUGCAAUACGAAUGACCUCAGGGCCUCCCAGCCCAGCUUCUCCAGCUGGAGCCCAGGGAUGCUUUAGCCUUGGGCUAUGGGUCACCAGGGACCCCGGCCGCCCACGGGAACACAUCCCUUAGCUCUGGUUCAGCGCCUCUCCUGGGGCAAAGAUCAACCAUCCUGGGCCCAGUUACACACACAGGGAGAACACAAGUAAACAGUUUUGCCACA